This is a messenger RNA of Lycium ferocissimum, 3273 nucleotides long. RefSeq lists its product as uncharacterized. The transcript has 7 exons. The coding region runs from base 233 to 2704 and encodes 823 amino acids. The record is from RefSeq and is a predicted model, not a curated record. NCBI's taxonomy places the organism in Eukaryota, Viridiplantae, Streptophyta, Magnoliopsida, Solanales, Solanaceae.
UUGCGUCACCAUAGCUAUCCAACUUCACAGUUUUUCUUUUCUCAGAAAUUGCACUAAAACCCGCAAAUUGUGUCUUCUUGUAAUUGAAGGGUCCAAUUUUUUUUAUUUUUUUUUAAUAAGACCAAAAACAAAAAUUAUAAUCUUUCAGCAACUGCUGUUUUGAAGCUUAUUGCGAACCCAGAAAGCUUGGCACUCUUUAAGUGACAGCUCGAAGAGUAGUUGUAUAAUUUAAAUGAUGGCAAAGAGACCUGAAUAUGUAUUCCUUGAAGAAUGGCUACGCAGCAGCAGUGGGACCCACGAGAACGUGACGCUGAAUCAUCCUUCUUCAGCAUCAGCCCAAGUUAUCAUCCGAGCAUGGGCUGAUCUUAGGGACUCCCUUCAAAAUCAGUUAUUUAAUUCAAAUCACCUCCAAUCUCUGAGGACACUCGUCAAUGCUCAGUUCUCUCUUUAUAUUGCUGAUCCACAAGCGAAGCUUCUGUUGUCUCUUUUGUCCUCGCAAAAAAUCUCCCUUCCGCAGGAAUCUUAUCCUUUAUUUGUCAGGCUUCUAUACAUUUGGGUUAGGAAAUCAUCUAGACAUUCUCCUGGGGUCAUUGAUUCAGCGGUUGAGGUCCUCUUGCACCUUUUCUCUGGACAUAUUCAUUCAAACAAAAGCUUAUCUUUCUUCUCUGAAGGUGUUCUCCUUCUUGGUGCUCUUUCAUUUGUACCUUCAGCAUCCGAAAAAUCUAAAACGGUUUGCUUGAAAUUGCUCUGCCAGCUCCUUGAAGAAGACUAUAGAUUGAUCCGUUUGUCUGAAAGGACAAUUCCGAAUGUUCUUGCUGGAAUUGGCUAUGCUCUAUCUUCUUCUACAAACAAUUAUUUUGUUAGAGUUCUCAGUUGUUUAAUGGAAUUGUGGGACAAAAGUGAUGGUCCUUCUGCUAGUGUGUCUAAUGGGCUCAUGAUACUGCACCUGACAGAAUGGAGUUUUUCAAAUGUUAUCAAUUUUCGCUCCGCAGACAAGAUUGAUCUUUUUAAUAGAGAGGUAUUGAAAAAUACACGACCAACAUUCUCUUUGUUUGCUGUGGUCAUGGCUACUGCUGGAGUACUGAGAGUCAUCAAUAGAUCUAAACAGGAAGCACUAAUGGGGAUAAAGACUUCUGCAGAGGAACGUAUCGAGAUUAUUGCGCAUGGUUUAGUUUCUAGUGCUGGAGAUGCUGAUUAUGCUACCAUGGAGCCAAGAAACUCCUUUCUGUUACAGUGUAUAUCGUUAGCUUUAUCUAAAAGUGGACCAUUUUCUUACCAACCUCAUGUGUUUCUAUGCCUCACUAAAGCUUUGUUGACUGAAAUUUUCCCCUUGCCACGCAUUUAUGUCAAAAUCCAAGAAUCGCCUUCUGGUAACUUGGUGGGAUUAGUUCUCAAUGAGGUCCAGCAACAUCUAGACAGCAGUAUUUUUAAGGAAGCAGGGGCCAUAACUGGUGUCUUUUGCAAUCAAUAUGUCUUAGCUGAUGAAGAAAACCGAAGUGCAGUGGAGGAUAUCAUAUGGAAUUACUGUCGGGAUGUCUAUAUGUGGCAUCGGCAGGUUGCUUUGAUGCUUCGAGGCAGGGAGGAAGCGCUAUUAGGGAAUCUGGAAAAAAUUGCAGAAUCAGCUUUCCUCAUGGUUGUGGUCUUUGCCUUGGAAGUAACAAAGCACAAGUUAAGUUUUAGUGCUCCCCAAGAAAUUCAAAUGAGACUUUCAGUGAGGAUAUUGGUUGCAUUUUCUUGUAUGGAAUAUUUCCGCAGAAUGCGCUUGCCUGAGUAUAUGGAUACGAUCAGAGCAGUUCUUACUAGGGUUCAGGAGAAUGAACAUGCCUGUGUGUCAUUUGUGGAAUCUAUUCCAUCUUAUGAUGAUUUGACAAACCAAGCUGUACCUUCUAGCUUUCAGAAAAUGGAAUAUCUGUGGACUACUGAUGAAGUGCAGACUGCUCGGAUCUCAUUUUAUCUUCGAGUAAUCCCAACAUGUAUUGAAUGUAUACCAGCCUCUGUAUUCCGCAAGGUGCUGGCUUCAACCAUGUUCCUAUACAUGGGGCAUCCAACUGGGAAAGUGGCUAAAGCCUCACACUCGGUGUUUGUCGCUUUCAUGUCCUCUGAGAAGGAUGCUGAUCCAGAUGAAAGAGUUGCAUUAAAGGAGCAACUUGUAUUCUAUUAUGUCAAAAGAUCUUUAGAGGGAUACCCUGGGAUUACUCCUUUUGAGGGAAUGGCUUCUGGAGUUGUUGCACUGGCUAGACAUCUGCCUGCUGGAAGCCCAUCUAUAUUCUAUUGCAUCCACUGUCUCAUUGAAAAAGCUGAUAGCCUUUGUAGUUCAGCCAAUAAUACUCCAGAAACUCACUUGUGGAAGAGUUGGGAUGGAGAGCUGGAGCAUAUCAAGAAGAUGAUGGAUUUACUUUUCCGUCUCCUUUCUCUUGUUGAUAUACAGGUUCUGCCUAGUUUGAUGAAGUCACUGGCACAGUUGGUUGUUAAAUUACCUUCCAGUGGCCAGGAUAUGGUUCUCAAUGAAUUAUAUCAACAUGUUGCAGAAUCAGAUGAUGUUACACGGAAACCGACGUUGGUUUCGUGGUUGCAGUCACUGUCUUAUCUUAGUUACCAAAAUAAAAGCAAGAAAGCAACAAGAGGGACAACAAAAGAAAUACAUGAUUCUACAUCAGGGACUACGGACUCAUUAAGCAUGAAUAAAAUCAGUGCACGGCUAUAGACAAUUGAGCAAGAAGUGAUGUGACAAUUACUUACAAUUGUUAAUUUCACUCAGAAGUCAGGAUUAUGGAUUGGCUUUCCCACGUGUCCAUAUCUAUGGUUUGUUGAUCCAUUCCAUUUUGAAGUUUCCUCUCAGAAUUAUCAGGAUUUGUUGCCACUUGGUAGUAAUAUGUUCACCACGGCAAUCUAGGGCAAAUUCAACAUCCAACACCAAGGGGUGAGUUCUCACUUCUGAGUGCUGCCUCCAAGAUUGGCUUAGUGGCUGCAUCCCUUGAGAUCAUGAAGACUUGGGUGUGCUUUGAGAUCGUAUGCACACAAAUUCAACAUCAGGUUUAGUUUAAUGAGGCAAGAGGAAGAUGCUGCUGGGUGAAGUUGGAUUUUCUCUUUGAUGCCUAGCUUCUGGUUGAGGAAAUUGUGCCAUAUCUUGCUCUAGGCCAGAAGCGGAGCCAGAAAUUGUAGUUAAUAGGUUCAGAAUCACAAUAUGUUUUGUUUACAGGGUUCUGGAUAGAUUAUUUAUACGUAUUAAAUGAGUUUUUUAAAUACAAAUAUAGUGUUUGAGCCAAAUCUACC